AUGUCUGUGUAUGUGUUCUGGGACUUGGAGAACCUCUCGCCUCGGACAGGAGCCAUUCAUGCCACGGUACAGCGGCUAACGGUGGCACUCUCGGGAUUUGGUCCUCUGGCUUCCAUCAAGGCAUACUGCGAUACGACGGCGUUGGUGAAGCGGACAAGGAACAGUAUGGUGGCAAAUGGCGUGCAUUUGGUUGACGUGCCCUUUUCUCGCAAGAAGGAGACGGCGGACAAGGUCUUACUCGUCGACAUGAUGAUGAUGGCCUGCCAGGCAGCGAGUGCACGAUCGGCCGGCGAGCCGCAGAUCACGGUUGUGCUGCUCUCUUCAGACUCGGACUUUGUCUAUGGCUUGGCCAAGCUCUCGCAGCUGGGCGUGUGCACGGUGUGCGUUCGCUCGACAGCCGUCCGCACCACGCUCCUGGAUCGCCAGGUCGAUCAUGUCAUCGACUGGGAGCGGAUCCACGGCGCCGGAGCUCCACCCGAGUGUAACCGUGGCUGCCGCAACUUUUUGGCAGCGGUGAUGGGACGGCCAGGUGACGCGCCGUCUACCAUUCUCGUGGCGCCGGAGCUCGAGAUCCCGGUCGAGGCGCCCGAGGACCUGCCGCCAUCGCGACUUGUCCGAGUAGUCCUGGCACUCCGGCGGGCCCAUGGGGCCGAUCGGACUCUUCAUCCCACGCUUGCCGAUGUUGUCCGCCACUUUUGCGUCUUUUACCCGCUCCUCCACCGCUCGGUCUCCACGCAUGCUCUCAUGGCACAGUACGUGACAUGCGCCGUCCGCAGCGGGCUUAUCUCGCUCUGGCGCUCGCCCGAUUGCCGCGACAGCGAGCCGGCGCAGCCUGAGGAAGACGACGUCGCGUGGGAGAUCCAAUCGUGGGCAUCGUCGCUCCAUGGCCACGUUGACACUGCUGCCGACGCUCUGCACGAUUCAGGCUGGCUCCGCGACGAGUGGCACGCGACCGCAUCGUGGUCGGAUGAGGAUUCGCUUGAGAGCGGCGGAUCUCUCUCAAGUUCUGAGCCGUCGCCGCCUGUUUCGCUCGACGAGCUGGGAUCGCUCAACUGGGACUACGUUUAUGUCUCGCUUGGCAAAGUGCCGUGGUGGCAGGCUCACGAGCAGACCGCCCCGCCUUCAACAGCGUCCUCCAUUCCCAACAUGUCAGUCUCAUCGCCAGCCGCCCGCAGCAUCAGCGCCCGCACCCCAGAGCCGGAGCGGGCAGCAUCGCCGGUGGCCGAAGUUGCGCCGACGGUCUCUAGGCCGAGCCCCACAGCAGCAAGCCCGAGCCAAACCAGGGUCGUGUCACCGGUGACAGUAGCGACACCCACGCCAGCUCCGCUGGCGAUCAAGAAGCGAGCUCGAGAUGACGACGGCUGGCAGGAGCGGGCGCGGACGGCGGACGGAAGUGUCCACGAUGUGCAGACAUACAACACGUUUGUUGUCAUUGUCCGCGAGUUUGAGAACCAUCUCAUUGCCUCCGGCGAGCUCUCGGCUGACAACGGCGGGCCAUCGGAAGGCAUCCGGCUCUCCAAUGUUGGGCAGGUGCUUGCGCGUGUGGCACCCAAGUGGCGGCACACGCUCAAAGUCAACAAGUUGUGGAAGUGGGCGAGCAUGCUGGAGAGCGACAACCUCAUCAAGCUCUUCCACGGCUCCAACGGCGAGCUCUCGAUGCUUUCGCAUGCGCCCGAGCUCGGCCCAGAGUACGCUGCGCUUGUGCCGGUUGACGUGACGGCGCUUCCGAUCGACACGUUUGAUGCCAUCCGCGCUUGUGUCGCUGAGAUUCUCAAGCUGCCGAUGCCGCAGGUGUCUCAGGCGGCAGAGCCGGCGAGACCUGUGCAUGACGUCAAGCCGGCUACGGUGGAUGAGGAGGCCACUGGCGCACCAGCCCCACCAGACGAGCCCGAGCUGGCAGUCGGCGAUCUGGUGGGCCCGAGAGUAGCGGCACCGGUGCUCAAUCUCAAAGCGCUUCUGGAGACGCGGACGCGGCUAGUGUACAGCCACGAUGCCGGGCAUGUCAAGCUGGCAGACACAGCCAAGCUGACAAGUCAUGCCGCUGCGAGCAAGGCGCGCGGUGCUGGAUCCAAGCUGGCGCAAAUGGUACUGUCGUCGCACGGACCGCGGCAUGUCCACGAGUCACCGUUUACGACAGCCUCGCUCUCGGUCAACCGGUCUGCGCGGCUCCGGGCGCUGGAUGUCGACGCGCCGGCAAGCGUGGUGGCGCGGUCGCUAGCUAUGCGCGAUCUGGAGAGCGUGACGCUGAGCAAGAGCCACUCGCGGCUGCGCGGACUGGGCCCACGAGUGGUAGCACAGCUCUCGCCGACCAAGGCCUACCAGGUGUCGAGCAGGGUCCACGGCAGCGCGUCGCCGCUGGCCCAGAUCCAGCGCGACGACAGUGUGUCACGGCGAGCCAAGAGUCUGCGCGACGCGUCGCGAUCUCGGGUCCGCGCUGCAGUGGCGUCGCCGUCGCGCGGAGCCAAGCUUGCGGCGGUGGCGGCGCUAGCCUCGGACCUGCAUGCGUUGUCCAAGGCGUACGGACCAGACCAGGUCGCUAGCAGUGAUGCUGAGACCGAGUCGGUCGGCGACUACGAGCGGCGGCGGUGGCUUGACGAGUCAACGUCGCCAGCGUCUGCGACGCGGCGGCUGCUGGCCCCAACGCUGCGAAGGUGGCGGAUCGCCGACUCGGGUGCGGUCGGUCUUCUCGCUCUCAGCAGCAGCAAAGACCAUUGCGCGUGGCGGCUCGCCGGACCCGUCGGUCUCGCCGUCGCCGCUCAACCGAUCGUGGCAUGAGGCCGCGCACAGGUCACUUGCGGCCAUGACGCGCGCGUCGUGAGGUCAUGGCGCGAGCGGCUCUGGCACUGCAACUGGAGCCAAGAGCGGGCGCGACUCGACCUGCGCCGAAGAGACGUUGUCCAUGUCGUCGGGUGUGUCGAGAGUGAGCUCGAGAACCGGCGAGAGGAAGCGCAGCGCGACGGCGGCACAGCCUGCGCCGGCAAGCAGGAGCCCUACGAGGACGUAGAGGGUGCAGGGCAGGCACGACGAGUCGGUGGCCGAGUAAAAGCCAGAGGCAAAG
Molecule: messenger RNA, 3058 nt
Organism: Thecamonas trahens ATCC 50062
Lineage: Eukaryota; Apusomonadida; Apusomonadidae
Exons: 3
Coding region: 1-2775 (924 amino acids)
Biological process (GO): post-transcriptional gene silencing
Cellular component (GO): peroxisome; cytoplasm
Molecular function (GO): mRNA base-pairing post-transcriptional repressor activity; CCR4-NOT complex binding; RNA nuclease activity
Source: RefSeq, a predicted model, not a curated record